This is a messenger RNA of Pomacea canaliculata, 6731 nucleotides long. RefSeq names its product sorting nexin-29-like. The coding region runs from base 133 to 2577 and encodes 814 amino acids. The record is from RefSeq and is a predicted model, not a curated record. The transcript is spliced from 20 exons. Gene Ontology annotation, molecular function: phosphatidylinositol binding. Lineage: Eukaryota; Metazoa; Mollusca; Gastropoda; Architaenioglossa; Ampullariidae.
GGAAGCUUUAGUAAAUCAUGUGACUUGAAAGGUGGAGCCUCUCUGUACAUUAAAGAGCGAGAUGUAAACAUACAAGUCUUCGUGGGAUAUACAAAAAGCUCAUUCUUUCUGAAUGUCACCAGUGAAACAGCUAUGAACGGAGAAGAUCCAAGGCUUAAAGAAAGGCAAGACCUUUUAACCAGACUUCUGGAUGCUGUUAAACAGUGUCAGGUUCGGUUUGGUGGAAGGUCAGAACUCGCCACAGAUUCUGAUAGCAGGGUUUCAUGUUUGUGUGCCACAUGGGAAGCAGCUCUUCAGCAUGGGAUGAAGAAAAACAAAGCCCUUUCAGCUCUAAGGCACAUGACAGAGAGGGCAGGUCUUGUCAAGAUGACAGAUUUUUUGUCAGAAGUGAAACAUCUAGAAUCUGAUCCAGCAUUUUGGCAAUAUGUCAAGGAACAUUUGACUAAGCAUGAAGUGCAGCGGUUCAACACUUUGAAGCAAAUCAACACAGAUAUUGGGCGCGGUAGGGCAUGGUUGCGUGCAUGUCUAAAUGAACAUUCACUAGAACGCUACAUGCACAUGCUUAUUGAGAAGGAUGAGAUUAUCAGUCAUUAUUAUCAUGAAUGGGCAUUUAUGUGUGAUCAAGAGCGCAAUAGUAUGCUGCCUACAAUGGCUGCAGGUCUUGGUUCCAUAUUGUUUGCAAUUACUGUGGACCGACCAGAACUUAAUAAAGGUUACCAAAACACCAUACAUGUGGGAAGCUGUGAGGAGCUGUCUGUCUCUAAUAUAGAUGAUAUGGAGCCACAGCCUGCCAUUGCAGGGGAUGGUUCUCCCAUUAUUGUAAAAAAGAAAGAGAACAAGAAAAAGAAGAGAAUUGCCAAUGUUGUCAGCUUCGAUGAGGAUGGAUCAGAAGAAUUAAAGCCUCAUCGAUUAGGCAGCACUAAUAGUGCUGGCAGCAACAGUACAACUGGAGAAGACUGGAACCAUGAAAGUUUUCAUCAUCAUCGUAACAUAUCUGUCUCACAUCGUGGUUCAAGGUCAAGUUCUUUGGAUGACCCUGUAUUUCUGACCAAUGAAGCAUUCAAAGACAGCAGCACUUCAAACAGUGAAACAACAGGUGAAGAUAUGUUGGAUGGCAAGCAUCCACCUUUUCAAAAUCAGCUGAGUUUGGGGACUACAUCUAUCACAACCAGUAACAUGGGAGACAACUUGUCCAAGACCAGCACAGGCUCAGUCAGCUCAUCAGACUUUGAAAAUGGUGGCACUCUUAUACCUGUGGGUCCUCAUGAUGGCCUGAUGCCAAUUUCACAUAUGAUUUCUGUGGGUGAUAAGAACCACUCAGACAGUUCAUCAGAUGUGUCAUUUUCUCAUCGAGAUGUGGAUAGUGCAGUCUUAGCCCUGGCAAUAGCACAGAAAGGUCUGGAAAGUGCUCACACAGGUCCAGAUAUUUCAGAACAUAUAGUGGAGCAAGCUCACAACUUCAUGUCUCAUGAUGAACUGAAACAAGCAGUGGUAGCUAUGAUGGUCAGAAAAGAUGAGGUUGAAGAACAGAAUCGAACUCUUCAGUUAAUGCUGCAGCAGGAAAUGGAAACCUCUUCCACUUUGCGAGCAGAAAUUGCAGAACUGAAACUUGGUCAUCUUCAAAGUCAGGAGGCAGAUCAGCUAAGAAUUAGUAAAUUGCAAAGUGAGAAUGAGCUAUUGAAACACCAGCUAAGGAAAUACGUAAGUGCUGUACAGUUGCUGCGAACUGAAGGAACCAAAAAAGAAGUUGAUGGCUUGGGCAUUCGAGUUGAUGAGCUUCAGCCAAGCAUUCCUCCACCAAAAUCCCACAUUGAUUAUAGCCAUGAAGCUUCAGAGUAUGAACAAAAACUUAUUCAGGUUGCUGAAAUGCAUGGCGAGCUGAUGGAAUUUAAUGAUAUGCUACAUCGGCAGUUGAAUGCCAAGGAGGCCUUGUUGAAACAGUUACGCCUAGAGCUCAUCACACUUCGUGGACCUGUGAGUCAUGAGCUACCUUACAAGGAUCGACAGCUGGAGGACUCUGCUGCAUCCAACAUAGACAUUCUGGGAAUCCAAGGAAGAGUACUGAUAAACAUCUGGAUUCCAUCAGCUUUUUUGCAUGGGACUUCUUCGGAUCAGUAUCACGUGUAUCAGGUUUAUGUACGAAUACGGGAUGAAGAAUGGAACAUUUUUCGUCGCUAUAGCCAAUUUCUUGAUCUGCAUACUCGUCUGAAAAAGGUCUAUCCAAUCAUAAACAAGUUUGACUUCCCACCAAAGAAGUCUGUUGGAAAUAAGGAUUCUAGAGUGGUAGAAGCACGGCGACUGGGGUUUCAGAAGUACCUGCGGAAUGUCAUCAACCUCCUGCUGGAGAAAACAUCAGAACUUGAUUCAGAUGUGUGCAAAACUAAAUUAGUUUCUCUCUUGCCUUUUUUUGGCGAUCAACCAGAACCAGGAGGAAGGAAGGGAAAAAGUAAAAAGCAGUCACCACCCCUACAGCUGCCAUUGCCUUCAGCAAGACAGCCAUCUGCAGCUGAUGCAGCUUUAGCACCGCAUGCUACACCACAGUCAGCAUCACCAAGGCCACAGCAUCAAAACUUGUGAUACCUGCAUGCUGAUGUUUUGCAGAGGUCAUUUGUGAUUUUUUCCCUAAUAUGCUGUCAAAUGUGCUUACAGAAUAGUGCUUCUGAACAGCCCCUUGCUAUUCAUAAGACUUUGUUCAGAAACAGUGGAAACUCAGCCAUUAAUGUUGCAAAGUUGUGAAUCUAGUGCUCACACAAGGAGAAAACAAUCACAACUGUUUAGUCUUUAUAAACAAGUCGGACUGUGAUUUCUCUACCUUCCCGUGGAGCAUCAUGCCUUUUAUAUUGGCUUUUUCUGGCCAGAGACAGAAGAUAGCUUCAUGUGUUGCACAGUGUGUGGACUGUUUCAUCAAAGUUUUCCUGCUGUGGUCAGAUGUAGAUGUGUGAUGUACUGACAGCCAAUAGUCAAAGUGGUACACAACAUGGCAACAAGUCACAUUGUACUACACUUGCUGUUUGUAAGGUAUCACAGUGGUUAUUUUUAUAUGCUAUUUUGUAUUUGAAAUGUGCAGUUUUUACUUUUUUUUAAGAUAUCAUGGUGACAAUGAAAUAAAAGUUUCUCAAAUUUCAAGAUAUACCAAGAGGGUACUAACAGAUUUCUGAAAGAAAUGUGUUGGGGCUACAUGUUUAAGGUUUCACACAACUUAUGAAAUAUAGUUUGUGUAGAUCAGAAAUGUUUGUCUUGCUUAAAGUUUGGGGAUGUAUUUUGUUUGCCCUGUUAGAUAUGCAGACAGUGCAUAUUGAGAUGCUUCAGAUGUAGUUGCACAUUUUUCUCAUUCCUCCCUGCCCCUAAGGGCGGACUGGUGGCACAAUAGUUAGUGCCUGUCGCCAGUACAGUGAGGGUUGGCUGUCCUGAGUUCAGCUCUCAUCUCGGGCACACUGUUCUUUCUCUGCAUGGGGCAUCUGUUUACAGGGCUGACUGCCUUGCCAUGAUAUAGCCUUAGUUGCUGGCUUAGCAUGAAACACCAAUUUCCCACCCUUCUCUACCCCUCAACCAAUGGAAAAAAAACUAUUUUCGCUAUUAUUAUAUUCACUAUUUUUAUUUUCAAAGAUAUCAAGUCAUUGCAACAUAAAACAUAAAUGUGGCAACUACUUUUUUUCUGACAUCCACCCAUCCCACCUGUGGGUAGAUUGAUCAAACAAGUCAUGAUACGAGACCAUAAUAGCGAGGUUGUGCUUGCAAGUAUUUGCCCUUGUGCCAGUCCAUUGUAUAUCACCACCAUUACCUCUUGAGAAUCAUUUUAAACAGUAGGAAUCUUUCUGUACUAAUACUCAGUCAUAUCAUUUUGCGUACUUUGUACAGAAUGUAAUUAGAUUUCCUGCCCAAGUGAAAACUGUGUAAAUGAAUUUCAUGCAUAGUUCUUUUGUGGCUCUUAUUACAUAGAAGUGUUUAGGGUGGAUGCAAAAAAUUGAUGAGCACAAUAAUACCUUUGACUAUGGCUUGUACCAAGGUAGGGGAUUCUCUUACCUUCUCCCACUAUGAAAGCUCAUGCUGAGAAUUUCAUUAUACGCAAAAAGGCUUGAUAUUAUUGUAGCUACACCACUCUGAUACAAGUGUCGUGUUAAUCUUAGUAGAAUGAGGAUUUAAAAUAUUGAUGUGCCAACACAUCUGUAAUGUCUAGAUGGAAGAUAAAAACAUUCCAACCAGCGAUGAGGUGGUUACUUCUGCUUUGGGCACUGUGCUAGUUUGUGGUUUAUUUCCAUUUUGAUAUCUUUGCAGUCUAUUUAGAGAUCCACUAUCACUAUCAAGGUUACCUUUUAGUCAUCCAUUUUAGACUCACUAAGAAUGUAGGUUGAUGGUAUUAACAAAAGGGUGAACAAAUUUCUCUGGUUUUCAGCAAAAUUACUUUUUUUUUUGGUCAUGACCAGUUCCAAUCAAAGCAGUGCACUUUUAUUUCAUCUCAUGUUCUUCAUGAUAACUGUGUAGAUUAAAUGAAUACUGUUGUGUUUUACCUUUGAUCAUUUUAUUAAUUUGAUUCCUGACUUUUCAGGAUGCUAGAUGCGACAAGGCAUAAUUCUUGUGACAAAGGUAUAUGCCUUAUUUUUAGGUCUGCUUUCUCAGGCUUGAUGUUUGUCUUUUGGGAUGUGUGCAAAACAAGCAGACAUGAAUAACUGCCUUCUGCUAACAUAAUGCUUUCAUGCAAUGUGAUAAAAUGUAGAAUGCCUUUAUUGCUGUAGCAUGGUAUCAUUAUAUUUAAAUAACAAUUAUUGUAUUUAAAUUGGCAAUUACCUUCAUUUAUGGCACUGCAAGAAUCAUUUUGUAUACUUUCACACAUAGCUUUCCUUACAAGCAUAGCAUUUAUAAUUUAUUCAAGAUUGUAAACCAAGAAUACUGUAUUCAGAUGAGAAAAAUGUUAAAGUUGCCCAAGUCCAAUAUACACUUUUCAGUACAUCAAAUUGAUGAUUAAUAAACUUUUCCACUGAUACCAUUUUAACUGAAACAUCCAUUAAGGCCUUUUAUUUUAGUAGUGGUAAAAAAUGUACACAUAAGCACAAAUCAUUAAGAUAGUGUGUUCAAGCCACUGCUGGUGUGCCUGAUGUGCAAGCUGGAAACACUUAAAUUUGUAAAUCAGGUAAAUCUGUGGUAACUCGUGAUCACAGUGACAGUUUUUGUGAAUCUCCACCAAAUUGAUUUUAGUUUUUAUAAUCAUUCUAAAAGAUAUAUUCUAAUGCUCUGCUAAGCAAGUUGUUAAGCUACUCCGCGAACUACUUUACUAAAAUCUUGUCUGUCCGCAUUCCUGCCCGAAACCUUUGCUUCUCAUCAGACUCUUGCAUUUUAUCCCUCCCACAAAGACAGCCACUUAUAGUUCUCCUCUGUGCUGCUAAGCAGAGGAACUAUCUUCCCCAUCACAUUCGCCACUUGGGCUCCAAGGCUACAUUCAGACGCUCUCUAAAAACAAACCUUUAACAAAGCUCUAUCCCUGAAUUACUAUUCUUAACUCCCUGGCAACAGUGUCAUGCUAACCUUCAUGUGAUGACUCCAUCUUAAACUGUUUAUAUCCCAUCAUCCAUUGCUUUAUAUUCUACUUGUACCUCAUCUUUACGUUGCUCACUGUGCCUAUAUGUACCUCACUGUCCACUGGCUGUUAUCUUUCAUUUAUCAUUAAUGGUCUGCUCAGAGAGUGGAGUGUGAUCUAUCUUAAUUGUGAUGCUGCACGCUACCUUCUUGUUCCCAAUCUCCCCAGUGGAGCAUAGGGCCGCAACUAUACCAUGCAGUGCAUGUGUUGUAUUUGCGGUUUCUGUAGAAGGCGAUGUUUUACAGGGUGGGGUUGCUGGCCCCACCCCCAACCUUCCUCCUUCAUCUGGUCUUGGGACCAGAAGGUUACCCAGGGAAGUUUGCUGCACAUUAUAAGUUCCCAUUAUUGUUAUCAUUAAUUAAAGCUCAGUGUUACAAAGAUCCAGCAUUACAUUUUCAUUCUGAUCAUGUUUUAAAGUUGCUUUUUAUUUGUGUUUACAAAUUUAUCAUAAUCACAUGUGCACUCUAAUAGGUAAAGGUACUUCUGUUUUCUUGUUUUGUUUUGUUUUUUUAGCUUGGUUCAUCAGCUUCACAAAAUAGAGCCUAUGUAAUCACAUUUUGUUACAUUGGGCCUUUAUAUAUUUCAAUGUCACUAUUAUACUAUGCAGUUGUAGUUCACUGCUUGCAGAUUUGUUCAUCAAACAUAUGAAAUCUAAGCUAGGAGUGGAAUGAUGGGUGUGUAUUUCUUUCCCAAUAAAAAUAACAGCUGAGAGCAUUGUCCUUGAUCCAAAACAUCACAACCAGUUUGCUUGUGAAUCUUGGAUUUAUAAUGCCAGUAAUUGGAUUGUUAUGAAUUUUACACUAAUCACCAUCUCACUACAGAUGAAUGUAAUUGAAAAACAGAGUAAAUUCACGUUUAUUAAAUAGGGCAGGUGUGUUAAGUGACUGCUUUAAAUGUUUUCAUGAUGUCUAGCAUUAUCUAUGGAUGACUGUCAUGUAUAAUGGAGUAAAUUGUAAUUUUUUUAAAAAGUGAAUGUACAAAGAUGGGAUCAAAUUAGAAUCCCAGUUAAAUGUGUGCUAUGUAUGAAGUAAAUUGUAAUUUGCUUUAGAAAAUGCAAAUUCAAAGAUGGGAACAAGUUGCAAUCCUGAUUAAAUGUGUGGAUGUGGAAUUUUUUGUAAUGCAGUAACUUAAUGUCAUUUAAAGAUAUUUUACAUAAAAA